Molecule: messenger RNA, 3375 nt
Organism: Scylla paramamosain (green mud crab)
Lineage: Eukaryota; Metazoa; Arthropoda; Malacostraca; Decapoda; Portunidae
Product: sodium-dependent nutrient amino acid transporter 1-like
Exons: 8
Coding region: 113-2059 (648 amino acids)
Biological process (GO): sodium ion transmembrane transport
Cellular component (GO): plasma membrane
Molecular function (GO): L-amino acid transmembrane transporter activity
Source: RefSeq, a predicted model, not a curated record
GGUAGUCGGAAGGAGGCAGCAGCAUUGUCUUUCUGGAAGUGUUCGGGAUUACUGCACGUGGAUUUACAAACACUAAGGGAUCUAAGGACAAGACACUAAGGACUCCAGCAGGAUGAAGUCUCCUAUACAAAGCGUGGCGGACAAAGUGGUGUUUUGGAGGGGCGGGAGUAACAUCAAUCCUGGUUUCGAAGGAGAGGGAGAUGGCAAGGAGAAGGAGGCGAGAGUGGAGAUGACAGUGGAGGAAACCACGGACAAUGGCGGGAGGCAGCAGUGGUCAAACCCAGUGGAAUUCCUCCUCUCCUGCAUUGCCAUGUCUGUCGGUCUUGGAAAUGUGUGGAGGUUCCCGUUCGUCGCCCUGGAAAACGGUGGGGGCGCUUUCCUCAUCCCCUACAUCCUCGUGUUGAUGUUCAUUGGCAAGCCGCUGUACUAUAUGGAGCUUUGUCUCGGCCAGUUCUCCUCCUCAGGCUCCGUCAAAGUGUGGGAUAUCUCGCCUGCUUUCAGAGGUGUGGGUUACGGCCAGGCCUUCGCAACGUGGGCAGUGGUGACCUAUUACGUUUCCCUUAUGGGUCUCACCGUCUUCUACUUCUUCGCCUCCUUCAGUAGCGUCUUGCCCUGGUCCCAGUGUGGCGAUUGGGCCUCAGAAGUGUGCAUUGAUAGGACAAAGAAUGUGACUGAACUGGCAGAGGCAAUGGGGAAGAAUGUGUCAGAAUUUACAUCAGCAGCCGAAGAUUAUUUCUCACGAGAAGUGCUGCAAAUCGACAACACAGGCCUGCACAGUCUUGAAGCCCCAGAGUGGCGCCUCACCCUCUGCCUUCUCUUCUCUUGGAUUAUCCUUUUCGUCGUAUUGGCUAAGGGUGUUCAGAGUGCCGGCAAGGCUGCGUACUUCACCGCUCUUUUCCCUUACGUGGUCCUCUUCAUCAUGCUCAUCCGAGGGUGCACGCUGUCCGGCGCUGACAAGGGUGUUCUUUACUUCAUAAAGCCUCGUUGGGGAGAACUACUGAAGCCUAAGGUAUGGUACGCAGCCGUUGACCAGUCCUUCUUCAGUCUCUCGGUCGGGUUUGGGUCAAUCAUCAUGUUCUCGUCUUACAACACCUUCCGCCACAACGUGUACCGCGACGCCGCCAUUAUCUCUGUCACUGACACCCUCACAUCUCUCCUGGCUGGCUUCACUACCUUCGCCAUUCUCGGUCACUUAGCGGAACAGUUGGAUGUCGAUGUUUCCGAGGUAGUGAAGGGCGGCGGUACUUCCCUCGCUUUUGUCAGCUACCCUGAUGUGCUGGCUCGCUUUGACUGGGUGCCGCAACUGUUCUCCGUUCUGUUCUUCCUCAUGCUGUUCACUCUGGGGGUCGGUAGCGCCUCUGCUCUCACCGGCUGCAUCAUCACUAUCAUCUGCGACGCCUUCCCGCACUUCAAGAGGUGGAUUGUCACGCUCGUGGUCUGCGCUUCCGGGUUCCUCCUCGGCCUAUUCUAUGUCACGCCGCAAGGACAGUACAUUCUGGAGCUGAUCAACUACUACGGCGGUGGCUUCAUCAUCUUUAUCCUGGUGGUGUUUGAGAUUGCGGCCGUGCACUGGGUCUACGGAAUCAACAACUUCUGCAGAGAUAUCGAGUUUAUGUUGGGCAGGAAGACUGGAUACUACUGGAAAUUCUGCUGGACUCUGCUCAUCCCUAUCCUCCUGUCUGUCAUCUUCAUCUACAGCCAGAUCCUUGCCGAACCUCUAAAAGUUGGCAAGCACACCCUCAGCCCGGGAAUCAUUGGCUUCGGCAUCUUCCUGGCAGUGAUCGCGUGCAUGUUGCUCCCCGUUUUCUUCGUGAUAGAGGUCGUGAAGCAACGCAGCACUUCAGACUCUUUCCUAGACGCUAUCAAGAACAGCUUCAAGCCGACCUCGGAAUGGUGCCCUAAAGACGCUACACUACGCAAGGAGUAUCACCAGUUCAUACAGAAACAGAACGAGGGACCACAGGGCAUUGACAACCCUGCUGCAUCCACCGCUGACCUCUCCAGCCUCUCCACUAGUGCUUCCAAGGCUAACAUCACAGACUACAACACUUCCGUUUGAACAUUUUUUUUACUAAAGCAUUACAUACAUAGAAAAUAAGAUAACACUGAAUUCCGAAAAGGAGGUGUGGUCUUAAGCUAAAGAUGAUCACUAUUCUGUGUUAUUCAUCGUGAAAGGUGCUCCUAUUCCACGGGUUCUGAAGGGGCGGUGGAAUUAGGUAUUGGUGUCACAGAGAGAGGGUUUCCUUAUCACUUCCUAAAGUUUGUCGAGGUUAAGAGAGGGUCAUAAAAAGGCCGCGGAAUGUCAUAAAGGCUGAAGCGGCGUCCUUACGAGCUACUCGUAUGUGUGAUAUUCUGCGUCCAUAAAAAAGACAGGUGCACACACACACACACACACACACACACACACACGCACAUGAGAUAACAGGUAAGACAUAACUUUAUCUGUAACUUUAUGAUGCCUGUGAACUAAUUAACUUACUUACCACCCUCCUCUUACCUCUAUGCCCCCUGUCACCCCUAGCACCUGUCCCCCCUACUCCUAACCCCUCUCGCUCCCUCCUGUUUCGCAGUGACAAAAGUUCAACAUUCUUUUUUUUUUUUUUUAGUAACCACGUGUUAUCAAUUAAUUUUGCACGUCAUCUCAAUAUAAAUCCUUUUUUUUUUCUUUCUCCUAAGUUCCUAAGUCUCGUUUUCUUUGAACAGAAGUGACUGUAAGAUAGUGUGUACAUACGUGUGUCUGUUUGUGUCAGGAAAUGGUCGUGUUUGUGUACGUAUGAAUGUAUGUAAGUAAUUUUAUGUUUGUUAAUGAUGGAUGUGCUCUAUUUGUUUAGAGUUUUGUGUAAGCAUCAUUAUGACACACAACACACACACACACACACACACACACACACACACACACACACACACACACACACACACACACAGCGAGUGAAACACAGUAACUAUAUCCCUCAGAAAUAUUAACUAAUAGUAUGUCAAUGCAAAAUGUGUAAGUUAUUCAUAAUUCAUUGUUAUAUUUUGCUACUGCCAGUACUACUUCUAUCACUACUACUACUACUACUACUACUACUACUACUACUACACUACUUCCUCCCAUGAUUAUUCUACUGCUGUUAUUACUACUGCUACCACCACCACCUCCAUCACCACCAUCAUUGCUGCUACUACUACUACUACUACUACUACUACUACUACUACUACUACUACUUCUACGACCACCACCCAUGAACCACUCACUCGCCAGGUUGUGACAAUAAUCAUUCAUCUCAGUUAGGUACAACAGUGAAGUGUGAAUCAGUGUACAUAGAUUGUUAGUUAUCAUUAUUACAAUUAUUACUAAAGUAUUAUGAUUCUAUAUUAAAGUUAUGAUUUGUA